AUGUGGAGGAACCAGAGUGUAAUCACAGAAUUCAUCCUGCUGGGAUUUGGAGAACUCCAUCAUCUGCGGAUCUUCCUAUUCCUGAUUUUUCUGGUGAUAUAUAUUUUGACUAUGGCUGCCAACCUCCUCACUCUUCUUCUGGUAGUGACUGCUCAGCAUCUCCACACCCCUAUGUACUUCUUCCUAGGAAACCUGUCCUGCUUGGAGACUUUCUACAGCUCAACCAUCCUCCCCAGGAUCCUGGCUAGCCUCUUGACAGGAGACAAGAGUAUGUCUGUGAAAGGAUGCAUUACACAGCUGUACUUCUUCGCUUUCCUUGUUAGUACAGAAUGCUAUCUUCUCUCGGCAAUGUCCUAUGAUAGAUAUUUAGCUAUAUGCAAGCCUCUGCAUUAUACAACUAUUAUGAACAGUAGGCUCUGUAUUCAGUUAGUUCUUGGCUCUUGGCUCAACAGCAUUGUGUUUACCUCUGUAUUUUUGGGUAUGGUUUUAAAAAUACAGUUCUGUGGUCCUAAUGAAAUUGAUCAUUUCUAUUGUGACUCCCUCCCACUAGUGCAGCUGUCCUGCACUAACAUCAGCCUUGUGAAAAAUGUCACAGUAAUAGUGUCUUUUGUGUUCACAUUCCCUCCUUUUCUUUUGACUCUGACCUCUUAUGUAUAUAUUAUCACUGCCAUCUUGAGAAUCCCAUCAACCACUGGGAGACAAAAGGCAUUUUCUACCUGCUCAUCUCACCUCAUUGUUGUCUCUAUUUUCUAUGGGGCGUUAAUCAUUGUAUAUCUGCUACCAAAAACUGAAACAAGAGACCUCAAUAAAUUUUUUUCUGUCCUCUAUACAGUCCUUCCUCCCAUAGCCAAUCCUCUCAUAUACAGUCUGAGGAACAAGGAUGUGAAAGCAGCACUGAGAAAGGCUGUUACAAAAGUUCUGGAAGGACAAUGUGUAAAUAUGGCAUUUAAAUGUAGGUGGUCUGUUACAUUUCACAAAUAA
This is a messenger RNA of Varanus komodoensis (Komodo dragon), 981 nucleotides long. Its product is annotated as olfactory receptor 2AP1-like. Gene Ontology annotation, cellular component: membrane. Bases 1 to 981 code for a protein of 326 amino acids. Gene Ontology annotation, biological process: G protein-coupled receptor signaling pathway. The record is from RefSeq and is a predicted model, not a curated record. NCBI's taxonomy places the organism in Eukaryota, Metazoa, Chordata, Lepidosauria, Squamata, Varanidae. The transcript has a single exon. Gene Ontology annotation, molecular function: olfactory receptor activity; G protein-coupled receptor activity.